GCACGUUGACAUUUGUCACUGUGAAAAGUAAACCAUGACUACGGAAGGUCUUGAAAAAUCAGCCGAGGACGGAGCAGCUUCCAGUGGGGCGACUGCGCCCUCGGGAACUCGUUUCGACUUGGAGAAAGAGACGGAACUUCGUUUUGAAGUAGAAGCUGGGGAAAGGGUACAGCUAGAACUUCUCUCUGGGCUAGCGGAAAUAUUCGGCUCAGAACUCAACAAGAAUAAAAAAUACACAUUUGGUCCUGGCUCAAAAAUCGCUGUAUUCACAUGGCAGGGCUGUAGCGUCUCCCUCUCAGGAAAGACUGAGGUUGCUUAUGUUUCCAAAGACACUCCUAUGCUCCUGUACCUCAACACCCAUGCUGCUUUGGAACAGAUGAGGCAACAAGCCGAGCGAGAGAAUGAAAGAGGACCACGGGUUAUGGUGGUUGGCCCUACUGAUGUGGGGAAGUCAACAGUGUGCCGCCUGCUUCUGAACUAUGCUGUACGACUUGGAAGAAGGCCGACGUUGGUUGAACUGGAUGUCGGUCAAAGUGGUGUGUCAGUUCCAGGAACAAUGUCAGCCUUGUGCAUUGAGCGUCCAGCUGAUGUGGAGGAGGGCUUCUCAGUCCAGGCUCCACUCGUCUAUCACUUCGGCUCCACCACCCCAGGAACUAACAUCAAACUCUAUAACAAACUGACGUCAACCCUGGCCGACGUCUUCUCCCAGCGUUGUGAGGUGAACAGGAAAGCCAGCGUGGGAGGCUGCAUCAUCAACACCUGCGGCUGGGUGAAGGGCUCAGGCUACCAGGCCCUGGUGCACUGCGCGUCAGCCUUCCAGGUGGACGUGGUGUUGGUGCUGGACCAGGAGAGGCUGUAUAAUGAGCUGAAGCGCGACUUGCCCCACUUUGUGCGCGUGGUGCUGCUGCCCAAGUCCGGCGGCGUGGUGGAGCGCUCCAAAGACUGCCGCCGUGAGUCUCGCGACGAGAAGAUCCGUGAGUACUUCUACGGCUUCCGCGGCAACACAUUCUUCCCCCACGCGUUCGACGUCCGGUUCUCGGACGUGCGCAUCUACAAGAUCGGCGCGCCGUCUAUCCCAGACUCGUGCCUGCCACUGGGCAUGUCCCAGGACGACACACAGCUCAAGCUGGUCCCGGUGAGCCCGGGCCGGGACCUGACGCACCACGUUCUGAGUGUGAGCUGUGCGGAGGAUGAUACGGGAGACGGGGGAUCAGCGCGGGGCCGGGGGGUGCUGGAGAACCCUGUGUGUGGCUUCAUAGUGGUGACGGCAGUGGACACGCAGGCCCAAGUGAUGACAGUCCUGUCACCGGCACCUCGACCUCUGCCCAGGCACACGCUGCUGAUCAUGGACAUCCGCUUCAUUGACCUGAAGUAGAUAAGAAGCAGACGAGAGACAAUCAGUGAAGUGUAAACACAACACAUCCCCAUUGGGAUUGAACAUGUACAUUUAAAAGCUGCUAAAUGCAUUGCUUCAGUUGAAUUUAGGUUAAAUGUUUGAUCUGCCAAUGCUGGCAGUGAGGCUAUACAUUUUCCAUUAAACAUGUACAUAAUUUGUUUUAGAUUGAUAAUUGUUACUCAUUUUUUUCUAAUAAA
This is a messenger RNA of Engraulis encrasicolus (European anchovy), 1593 nucleotides long. It is a transcript of the gene clp1, whose product is annotated as cleavage factor polyribonucleotide kinase subunit 1. The record is from RefSeq and is a predicted model, not a curated record. Gene Ontology annotation, biological process: tRNA splicing, via endonucleolytic cleavage and ligation. NCBI's taxonomy places the organism in Eukaryota, Metazoa, Chordata, Actinopteri, Clupeiformes, Engraulidae. The transcript has 7 exons. Gene Ontology annotation, cellular component: nucleus; mRNA cleavage factor complex. Gene Ontology annotation, molecular function: polynucleotide 5'-hydroxyl-kinase activity. The coding region runs from base 35 to 1375 and encodes 446 amino acids.